AGCAAAUUUUGAUUCUAAAAGCAUGGCGUCUUUCACUAUCACUUGAAACGUCAACUCUCGAUUGGAAUUAGUCGAAUAAGUGAGCCUAAUUCUGAGCGACAGAAAUAAGCUCUUAGAUGAAUAUAUUGGCUGUGACGCUUACGUGAAAUAAUUUAUGCGGAACGUCGUAUAAUUGGAUUUCUUAAGACACGAGAAUACGAUAACCUCAAACGAUGGACGAAACAUAUUUUGACGAGGGCCCAGCGGGAAAUUUUGAAACGGCAACGUUAGAGAUCACCAAAGAUCAUGACGGCAAUGAUCCCAAUAGCGCGACUUCUGUGACCGACGGAAUCAAUACCGCAAGAAGGAAUACAGAGAAUGAAGUCAAUGCUGCGAAUCAAAUUCCAACAUCAAAGAAUGUUUGCAAUAUUCCUUUCAAACAUAUCGAUAUACAUUCCUUCUUCACGGAUAGAAAUGAAGUUGUGGAAAGAGCUCUAAAAGAUUGCCAAGAUAGUUUGAUAAAUGAAGAAGAGAAGGAUGUAGUUGGGAGCUGGCUCUUGACAGAAAUAAGCUUAUGGGAUGUUGAGAAGGAAAGACUUAUAGUGCUUACCAAAAAAGCUCUUUACUCUGUAAAAUAUGAUUUUAUUUCCUUAAAAAUACUUGAGUAUAAUCGAGUACCUUUAUCAGAAAUUGAUACACUGGUUUCUGGUGAACUAGUCUAUCCAUCUACAUCUUUAGCUCCAAGAUUAAGUGGAUUGGCAGAGGGUGUGUCAUCAAUAUUUAAUUGUGCAGUUCGUCAAGAGUGGUCUUCUCUUACUUCUUGUACCGGUCUUGCACAAUUUGAAUCUAGGAAAAGAUACAUAUCUGGGAUAAGAUUGAUGUGGAAUCGCGGUACUCCAUUGCCGCUGACCAAGAAAUGGAAUCCAUUUGCAAAAAACAUUCCAUGGCUCACGUAUACUAGUCAUCCAUUGUAUUGGUACAAAGGUUCGGAAGCGGAUAAAGCAAAAUUUGACGUUGAUGGCUUACAUGCGACAAUUAUAAGUUUAUUGUCGCCAGAAUGUGCCAUAAGAACUGGAUCUAUUAUCAUAGAGAAUUACUUUGGCUUAGGUGCCUUAGUACACAACAGAAAUGCAUUAGGCUUUUUUAAGAUCCGGGGUAAAGUUAGCUUUUAAAGAUUAUGCUGGCAUAAUUAUGAUUUCUCUUCAAUGUAUCGUGGAGAUUCGUAUUUCAAUUUCUAAUCUUCUAUGUAUGUAUUUAUAAAGUUUACAGCAUUUAUAAAAAAAUAUCAAAACUUAUAGCGAUAUAAGUAUAAUUUAUGUAGAAAAACCUUUGAAUGAAUUUGUAAUUAUUUCAUCUCGUUCAAAUCUUUGGUCCUAAUGUAUGGUUCGAUUUUUACAUUCCAUUUUGAAACGAAUUCAUACAAAACAUGCCAUUAUUUUACCUUGUUUGCA
Molecule: messenger RNA, 1430 nt
Organism: Hylaeus anthracinus
Lineage: Eukaryota; Metazoa; Arthropoda; Insecta; Hymenoptera; Colletidae
Product: tumor protein p63-regulated gene 1-like protein
Exons: 6
Coding region: 213-1151 (312 amino acids)
Cellular component (GO): cytoplasm
Source: RefSeq, a predicted model, not a curated record